AUCUGUUUGUUUCAAGGGCCCAAAACGCGACAAAAUAGAAAGAUCUCAUCUCACCCCUCUGUUCGUUCGGAUUCCAGAGAAAAGAUAGGAGAGAAGGAAAUAUUGGGAUGACGAUGGAAGAUCUUCAUAAGUCUGUCAUCACGGAUGCACAGGAGGAACAAAGGCGCGAGAUAGAGGAUUGAGCCACUUAAAAAACCCUCCAAUAACCAUUGUUGCAACAAGGGAGCUGGAGGAGAGAGAGAGAGAGAGACAGAAGAUUGACAGCAAGGUUAACUGGCUUCAUUAGAGUAAGGACAAGGACUUUGGCGGAGUCUUGGAUUGUCUUGUACGCGUGAUUCGCCGGUCGAAGACCUCCUAGGUUGAAGAUUUAGAACGAGCGGCCAAGAUACCGAGUCUUCGCCUGUAAAUGGCGAUGAAGAUGGCGGCUAGGGUACGGAGGGGGAGAGGAGAGACAAGAGCGAAGAAGAGCCAAUUGUAGGUUUCCUGAGAGAGCAGGAUGGGGAGAGAGAGAGGUUCUUUGUUUGGAAUUUACUGGAGCAGAUUGAGGGAUUAGGUUUUCAAAAAGAGAAGAGUUGAGAGCUUCUGAGAAGAGCCAGAAUCUAGAACUGAAGGGAGGGCAGAUUCGUGAGAGGGAGGAUUUAGCAAGAAAGAGCUAACAAAGAACAGGUGAAGUUAGAGGCAGAAUCGGGGUGAGAAAGAGAGAAAGAGGAACCUAUUUUGGUACCCGUUAGUGGCGAGAUUAAGCGCAAGAUUUUGCCUGUGCUUUUCUGGUGUUGUUUGUCCUGGAUUUCUUUCGUUUCCUACUGCUAUUCGUUCCUGCAGAAACUGCUAUUGACUGUUACCUUACCCAAAAUGAGUUCAACUAGUUCAAUAUCUAGCGGAAUUCUUCCAUCCAAAAUGCUUGGCACCUUCGAAUCCCCAAUUACUGGAGCUUCCGGUUCUCUAAGCCAGCCUGAACCAGAGUUCAAUGACAGUGGUGAGACACAGCUGCUCUCUUUGUUCUGGAACCAGGAUUAUGGCUGCUUUGCUGCUGGCACAAGUUGUGGUUUUCGUAUAUAUGACUGUGAACCAUUCAAAGAAAAUUUCAGACGUGAUCUGAAGACUGGCGGAUUUAAAAUUGUUGAGAUGCUGUUCCGUUGCAACAUCUUGGCACUUGUUGGUGGUGGAGCUAAUUCAGAGUAUCCUGCAAACAAAGUUAUGAUCUGGGAUGAUUAUGAAAGUCGCUGCAUGAGUGAAUUUUCAUUUAGGUCUGAGGUUCGUGCUGUGAGAUUAAGACGUGAUCGCAUUGUAGUGGUUCUUGAGCACAAGAUAUACGUCUACAAUUUCAAGGACCUGAAACUCCUUCAUCAGAUUGAGACCCUGUCAAAUCCUAGGGGACUGUGUUGCCUUUCUCACCAUUCAAAUACAUCUGUGUUGGCUUGUCCAGGUCUUCGUCGAGGACAGGUUCGAGUUGAACACUUUGGGCUGAAGAUGAUGAAAUUAAUUAAUGCCCAUGAUUCUCAUGUUGCUUGUAUGACCUUGACUUUGGAUGGCUUACUGCUUGCAACUGCCAGUGCAAAGGGUACAUUGAUAAGAAUUUUCAACACAAUGGAUGGAACUCGGUUACAAGAGCUACGAAGAGGAGUGGACAGAGCAAAUAUUUUUAGCAUCACUCUUUCACCAAAUGCGCAGUGGUUGGCUGUAUCCAGUGACAAGGGUACUGUUCAUAUAUUCAGUCUUAGAGUUCGAGUAUUUGGAGAUGACUCAUCCUCUAAUUCAAGUUCUGGUCAAGGUUCAGCACUUUUUAAUCAGAAUUCUUCAAAUUCUCUUGAUGCUCUUAUUUCUCGGAAUACUGGUGCCAAUCCUGGUUCAUCAUUAUCUUUUAUGAGAGGGGUUUUACCUAAAUAUUUUAGCUCGGAGUGGUCAUUUGCACAGUUUCACUUACCGGAAGAUACUCAGUUCAUUGCAGCAUUUGGGUCACAAAAUACCGUUGUUAUUGUUGGCAUGGAUGGGAGUUUCUACAGGUGCAGUUUUGAUCCUGUGCAUGGAGGAGAGAUGUUGCAGCAGGAGUAUGUUAGCUUUCUAAAAACAGACAGACGGUCUGGAUAGGUCGUCCUAUUUUCUCUACUCCGAUCUUCUUAUCCACUGUAAAUAUUGAAUUUUAAUACCAGCACUAGCAAUGUACAUAAAGAACAAACUUAUCAAGUACUUCCUUCUUGUGUAAGUCACAAGAAGCUAAAAUGCC
This is a messenger RNA of Carica papaya (papaya), 2224 nucleotides long. RefSeq names its product autophagy-like protein (gene ATG18C). Gene Ontology annotation, molecular function: protein binding. NCBI's taxonomy places the organism in Eukaryota, Viridiplantae, Streptophyta, Magnoliopsida, Brassicales, Caricaceae. The record is from RefSeq and is a predicted model, not a curated record.